UUACGUCAUUUUGCCGGGAAUGUCAGACCACGUGUCUCCCACCGGCUUGUUCCUCUAGUGUGCGAUUCAUUACUUUCAUUCCGAGCUUCACCGACCAGUCAGGGCAGGGACACUGAGUACCAGCAAGAUGGCGGCGCGGUGGGGAGCAGGCGAGGAGAUCUUAACUGCCUGCAAUAUGGAUUUUUUCUCCACGGAUACACUAGACGAGACUGAUGGGCUGAGCUCUGGAGAAACUCUGGAAGCCCUUCAAAGCUGCUUAGACCCCUCCAUCCUUUCCAUCUUCGAGGACGCACCAACUGCAGAGGCUAAAGGACUUGAUGACGAGAGCGAGGCAACGCUGCUAACUGCCCUGACAGAGAUCCUUGAUAAUGUUGAUGAUGAGAACCUGUCCCCGUUUGACACACUUCCUGACUCAGACCUGUUGUCAGGUCAGAAGGGCAGGGAACACUCUCCGCUCAGGAGAUUGCUGUGCCUGUCCCGUUCCCCUCCAGAUAAAGACACUAUCUGCAGUACAAGACCCUUAUCAACUGGAAAGAGCCUCCCCAGAAUACAGGCUGACUCUGUCCAGAGGAGUGAUGGCGAGGAGGAGGAAGAUGGCUCCCUCACCCUGAGCCCAACGAGGCAGCCUUCCUCUCCUGACAAAGAGCUGCUGGAUUGGGGAGGUCUGACCCUCCCUCUUCCCGUCACCCUUGAGCAGGAGGGCGAAGAUGGCCUUUCUCUUAGCUUGGGGGACUUGGUCAGGCAUAUGCACCCAUAUUGUAUGACCAUUUGUGUGGAAAAUGGAGAGGAGGAACACAUGCUACCCGAAGGAGGCAUCCUGCUCGAAGUUGUGGAUCAAGGUGAACAUGGAGAGCCCAUCCUUGCCAUCCCAGAUCUCCCUGUCUCCCUGCCACUAAUUGAACAGUCCUUAGAAACUGAGCAGAAAGUUCCUGAUGAAACAGAAAAUGCAACCUCCGACACUUCCGAGCAUAUAGUUGUUGAUGAUGAUGAUGAUGAUGAUGCCACAGCCAGUGAGGCUCCAGUGAGAGUUGCAAGCCCUGUGACCUCAGCCCUAUGUUCAGCUGUGGAAGAUGAGAAGGUCAUAAGAAGACCCAAGGAGAAGAUAAUAGAAAAAAGCCCCUCUCGGAGAAAAAAGAAAAAGAAAAGCAGGAAGGAGGAACAACCCAAACUUGUGGAGGAAGUUCCACCUGUAGAGAGGAGAGUCCUUCGGAGCACCUCAGCAAGGACCGCAGUAGAGGAAUCACCCAGGAAGCCUGAAAAAAGGCCAGUGAGAGAGGAGAUGAAAAACAACGUUCCAUCGGUUCCUGUUACCUCACCUGCUUCCUCUUCAAAACCUAAACUAAGUGCAUGCCAAACUAAAAAACACUCAGACAUCACCACUCUAACACUACCCCCUGAAAUAGGUGUAACAGGAUCUGUGUCAUCUACACAAGACCCAUUGCCAUUAAAUGCUAGCUCUGAGAAGAGUCAGCCUAAUGGUCCAUCCACUGUAGUGAAUCCCCCACAGUCUGUUGAAACACCCAAACCUUUGGCUUUAACACCAGAGCAGCUUGAUGUCUCACCAGCAGCUACCUUAGCAGUCCUCUCUGCCACCCAGGCAGCCCCUGUGUCCUCAGAUAGCCACUCAGCAUCUUCUAGCCCUGUCACACCUCAGAUCACAUUGUCCCCUAGUGAAGCCCUCCCUUCUGUGGCCCCUCCAGUUCCAGAGCCCAAGCCCAGACCUCUUAGUCUGGAAGAGUACCGGCGGCUCCGACAGCAGAAGAAGCCUGCUCCAGUGGAGAGGCAAGAUGACCACAGCACCAAGUGGCCCAGCCUUCCAGAGCUCCCUAAAGAGCUUCCACCCAUCCCCUGCUUACCAGACCCCACUACUAGAGACACUCGCCGCCCUGUCCUGUCAGGGAAGAAGGAAGAGGUAGAAGUCAAACCGGCUUGGCAGCCCAUGGGGCCUGGGGCUCCACCUACCCCUGAGGCACUAUUGGUACCACCAGCCUACAUGAUUUCCUCUACCAACAAGUCUGCCGCUGCUGCUACAAUUUCUAAACCCCAACUUGAACAAGCAUCUGCGCCUCAACCAGCUUCUGCUCCAAAACCCUCUCAAGUCCAGAGUCCUUCAGGCGCUGCCCCUAGCUCUGUGAAGAAUUUACCCACACAGCAACAGUCCACCUCGCUCCCUGCUAAACUUUGUGUGCCACACAGCUCUGGGUCACCAUCUUCUUGUCAACCAGCCUCACAGCUGAUGCCUCCAGUUGAUCCGCAGUGCUCUUCUGAACCCAUUGGAGAAAAAGCCGGAGUUGGUGAAAGGCCCCAGUCCCAUCCAGGUUCCCCUCAAUCUGUGGUGCUCAGUGAAGUCUUCUCUAAAACCACUACCGAGGUACUGAAACCCACCACUGCUGCUGUGCCUGCCCAGAUAGGUACCACUGCCCUGCAGAAAACCACUGCUUUUGCCCAGAAAGUGGCCUGUCUUGCUGCUGCUACUUCCAUGACUGAGUCAGUCACAUCUGAUAGUAAGGCUUCCAAACUGGCAGUAUCUGGUACCCAGCACUAUUCCUCCCAUGCUACUCAUUCUAACCCCCCUCAGUGCCUAACGGCUGUGCUUGGACCACAAAGGAAACCCACCACAGCCACAGAACCCUCAAAGGCCAAGAGUCCAACCCAGGAGCUCAUUGAGGCCUUCACCAGUGAGAUUGGUAUCGAAGCUUCUGACCUAACAAGCCUGCUGGAGCAGUUUGAAGAGACCCAAGCCAAAGAGGAGCAGUGUGUGCCGGAGGUCUCUGGUAGAGCAGCUGCUGUAGGAAACUCUAGUGUGGAAUUGGCUCCAGAGAAAACAUUUGUGGAGCGUGUGAGAGCUAAUGACCUCUCAAGCACUGCAGCUCUGACACCACCAGCCACUCCUCCCCACCAGAUGUGGAGGCCUCUGGCCCCUGUGGCCCUGCUGGGAAAGGGCAGGGCCACUGAAGCUUCCAAGCCAAGCCCCUCCAAAGUCAUCCAGAUAGAAGCCCGGCCUCUGCCGUCGACCAAGUUUCGGGGCACACCCACUAUAGCUGCUGCCACUGUAGCCCCUGAACUAGCAUUCAUGGAUCAUGAUUAUUGCCUCCCAAACAAGGGCGCUUCCACCGGUGAGUCAGGCAAGCGUUGGAAUGUCAAACAGCAGCCUUCCAUCACCAUCAAAGCGAUUAAGCGCCCCGCUACAGCCACUACACAGCCACCCACAGCUGCCCCGGCAUCCUCGGCAUCCUCCCUCCAGGCCACCUCAACUGCUGUGGUCACAAAAUCCCAGGAGUCUCCACUAACAGAGACCCUGGAUCACAGGACUGAUGGGAUGGAGGGAAGCUCUGUUUUGGAGACUCCGGACGCCUCCCCCGCUCGGCAGGAGCCUGAUGCUGCUGUCAAGGAAACGGUUCCCAGGCAAGGACCCACUGCAAAGUCCUACCGUCGGCCCGCUGCCUCUCGCACCCCCAGCCCUCAGUCAAGCCCCAAAGAGUUUAAGAGGGGCCGGCCUAGAAAGAGAGGAUCCCGUCGUUCCCCGAGCCCUACAUCUAGUAGCUCAGAGGCUGACUCCCACUCCUCUCGGUCUAGAUCAAGCUCUCCAUCUAAGAAAAGGUAUUGUCCCCGUCGCUCUGAGAGCAGUUCCAGCUCAUCCUCCCGCUCCUCCUCAGUGUCCUCUCCCUCAGUCUCCCUCUCGCCUCCCAGGAGGAGGAGGUACUCAUAUUCCUCCUCCCGUUCUGGCUCUUGGAGUCGCUCCAGAUCACGGUCUUGUUCUCAGUCCCCUCAGAGACAAGCUCACUGGACUAGAGGAAGAAGACUGCACAGCCCAUCUUAUCAGCCCGGCUACACACACAGGCCAAGGGCAGAUUCUGAAGAUGUGAAGAGACGCAAGGAGAAAGCCAUUGAGGAGCGCAGGGUUGUUUAUGUUGGCCGAAUCCGGGGUACGAUGACUCGGCGGGAACUGAGAGAGCGCUUCUCUUUAUAUGGAGAGAUUGAGGACUGCACCUUGCACUUUAGAGAUCAUGGGGACAACUACGGGUUUGUGACUUACUAUUCCACAAAGGAUGCUUUCACAGCCAUCGAGAAUGGAAGUAAGCUACGCAAGCCUGAUGAGCUGCCGUUUGAUCUGUGUUUUGGUGGAAGGAGACAGUUCUGUCAGACCAGCUAUGCUGACCUGGAUUCGAAUAGAGAGUACGAACCCUUGCCUACCAAGGGCAGGUUCGAUGCACUAGACUUUGACACUUUACUGAAGCAGGCCCAGAAGAAUCUGAACAGGAGGUAACAGGAGGCCUGCUGCCACAGGAGGCGACAGACACUUACCUCAGAGCCGUUGGAUGGACCUACACCGCCAACGCAGCCUUUACAUUUAUUUGUUGUAUUAGAUUUUUUUUUUUUUCCAAAUUUGUUUUGUUUGUGCAAGCUAACACCUUCUAUUGAAGUGAAGAUUUGUAUGAAAAGAGUAAAAGAGUUAAAAAAAAAAAAAUGGAGUAAAAUUAAAUAAUUUUUUAAAGUUUAUUUAAAUGUAUUAUCAGAUUUGAAUUGUAUGGAGGGAAAAAAAGAAUAUGUUUUAAAAUGGAGAAAAAUCAUUGGGAGAUGGUGUAAUACAUUUCAGAUGUACUACAAACCCGAAUAAAUACCAAAACCGAA
This is a messenger RNA of Myripristis murdjan (pinecone soldierfish), 4632 nucleotides long. RefSeq names its product PPARG related coactivator 1 (gene pprc1). Gene Ontology annotation, molecular function: transcription factor binding; RNA binding. Gene Ontology annotation, cellular component: nucleus. Bases 128 to 4267 code for a protein of 1379 amino acids. Gene Ontology annotation, biological process: positive regulation of transcription by RNA polymerase II. The transcript is spliced from 14 exons. NCBI's taxonomy places the organism in Eukaryota, Metazoa, Chordata, Actinopteri, Holocentriformes, Holocentridae. The record is from RefSeq and is a predicted model, not a curated record.